Messenger RNA from Vigna unguiculata (cowpea), 822 nucleotides. Its product is annotated as secoisolariciresinol dehydrogenase pseudogene. The record is from RefSeq and is a predicted model, not a curated record. Lineage: Eukaryota; Viridiplantae; Streptophyta; Magnoliopsida; Fabales; Fabaceae.
GAGAUCCCUCUCGCUUGGGCGAGUUGCCUGCUCGCUCAAAAACUAGAAGGAAAAGUGGCUUUGAUCACUGGUGGGGCAAGGGGCAUUGGUGAGUGCAUGGCAAGGUUGUUUUCCAAACAUGGGGCAAAGGUUGUAAUUGCCGACAUUCAAGAUGAACUAGGUCAAGCAGUUCAAGCUGACAUAGGAACUGAAUCUGCAUCUUACAUACACUGUAAUGUGUCAAAAGAAAAGGAUGUUGAAAAUGCCGUUAACAUGGCUGUGUCCAAGUACGGAAAGCUAGACAUAAUGGUGAACAACGCUGCAACAAUAGAUGAUGCCAAAGACAUCAUUCUGGACAAUGAUGUGGCUGAAUUCGAACGUGUUGUUAGAGUCAAUCUGAUAGGUCCGUUCUUGGGAACAAAGCAUGCAGCAAGAGUGAUGAUCCCAGAGAAAAAGGGAAGCAUAAUAAGCAUAGGAAGUGUGAGUUCAAGUGUUGGAGGGAUUGCAACUCACGCGUACACAAGUUGUAAACAUGCCAUUGUAGGACUCGCGAAGAAUGGUGCUGCUGAACUUGGAAAAUUUAGCAUCAGAGUGAACUGUGUGUCACCCUACUUCAUCAGUAACGAAUCUGGAAAAGGGUUCUUCAAACUUGAUGAUGAUGGUAGCUCAAAAGUUUACUCAAAUCUUGGAGGAGUUGCUUUGACUGAAGAAGAUGUAGCACAUGCUGCACUCUAUUUGGCAAGUGAUGAAUCUAAGUACAUCAGUGGCCAUAAUCUUGCAGUGGAUGGUGGUUUUACAACUAUUAAUCCAAUUUUCGGUCUCUUUUCACGAUCGUCUUUGUAA